AUGCGAGAAUUCCUCGAUGGCCUAACAGCCACAUGCGCCCAACCAGUCUUCCGCACAGCCUGUGCAGCAGGAGGAUACGAAGUCAUGUCACCCCGAGGAUCCCCCCUGAACAUCGGAGAUUCCUUCGCUCCAGUCCACCCCGUCGUUCGGACCAACCGUCAAACAGGCUGGAAGAGCAUUUUCGCUGGAGUUGGGCUGCACGUCACGCGGAUCAAUGGACUUUAUGAUUUUGAGGAGAAGAUGAUCAGGGAUUAUAUUUUGCGGUUGAUUACGGUUAAUCAUGAUUGUGUUGCUCGUAUGCAUUGGACGAAAGGUGCUGCGGCUAUUUGGAAUAAUUCGUGUGUUUGGCAUGCUGCUACCCCUGAUACACAUUUGGUACCUGGAGCGGUGCGAACUGGGAUUCGUGCUUCUUCUAUUGGGGAACAACCGUACCUCGACCCUGCAUCGACUUCUAGGAGGGAGGCUCUAGGAAUAUCCUGA
Molecule: messenger RNA, 480 nt
Organism: Cadophora gregata
Lineage: Eukaryota; Fungi; Ascomycota; Leotiomycetes; Helotiales; Ploettnerulaceae
Exons: 2
Coding region: 1-480 (159 amino acids)
Cellular component (GO): cytoplasm
Molecular function (GO): 2-oxoglutarate-dependent dioxygenase activity
Source: RefSeq, a predicted model, not a curated record